Messenger RNA from Lytechinus pictus (painted urchin), 6441 nucleotides. Its product is annotated as DNA repair protein XRCC1-like. Gene Ontology annotation, cellular component: nucleus. The transcript has 9 exons. NCBI's taxonomy places the organism in Eukaryota, Metazoa, Echinodermata, Echinoidea, Temnopleuroida, Toxopneustidae. The coding region runs from base 44 to 2419 and encodes 791 amino acids. The record is from RefSeq and is a predicted model, not a curated record. Gene Ontology annotation, biological process: single strand break repair; base-excision repair. Gene Ontology annotation, molecular function: damaged DNA binding.
UUUUUGAUCUCAGAGCCAGAGGAGUACGGUCGGAUCGAGAGAGAUGGCCCCUGUUAAACUGAAGAAUGUUGUUUCAUUCAGCUCUCAAGAUACAGAUCAUUGUGCAAAAAACCUUCUAGAAACUAAUCAAUGGAGGCGUUGGUUGUGUGCUCCUGGUGAUCGAUCUGGGUCAGUUCAAGCAGAGUUUCAACUGGAGAGAGCUGUUAGGAUUGGAUUCAUAGAUAUUGGGAACUAUGGAUCCGCAUUGAUUGAGAUUCUUGUGCGUCGGUCAUCUGCCUCUGAUGAUCAGUUCAAGACUCUGGUACCAACGACAAGCUGUAUGACACCCAUGGAUAGUAAACAGGGCAAGAACAAAACAGGUGUCAAGAUGUUCUCUAGAGACCAACUUUGUGAGGAUGCUCGUGAUGAGUACUGGGACCGAAUCAAGGUGGUUUGUAGACAACCCUUCAAGAAAGAUGCUCAGUUUGGUCUUGCAUUCAUCAAGAUUAGUUCCAUUGAGGAGAAAGAGAAUGUCGCUGAAGAUAGACAGCCGCAUGUCAUGCAUACAGAGAUAAAGAAGCCGGUCCCGAAACCUAAGCCUGUUCAGAAACAAGAAAAGGUCUCGAUCCUUUCACCAUCUUGGAAGUCAAAUGCUGCAUUCCAGAAAAAAGUGAAUGCAAUCAACCCUGGAGAGAGUAGUGCAACAUUAGACCUUAAAGACAGGCUUGUCAGGAUAGAGUCUACCUCAGAGUCUAAGUCUCAGAGUGGACACUCCUUGGGAAGAGCUGCACAGAUCAUCUUAGCUGCAUCGGGAAAAAGAGCACCCUCAUCGACCUCCCAGUCUUCCAUCAAUAAUGAGAACUCCUCAACAUCAUCGGGAAUAACCAUACCAACUGCAUCACUUUCAACUCCUCAACCACCACCUUCUUCAUCAUCAUCAACAGGCACCAAGAGAGGAAAAGGAAAGAACAAGAUGUCUGUCUUGGAGCAGCCACCUGAUGAUGCAGCUAUUCUCCUUGAGGAACAGGUCAAGGAAUUUCUGUCCCAUGUAGGCCCCGCAUUAAAGGAUGCUACUCUCACAGAAUUGAGACCCAAGUUUGAGAGUUGCCUCGGCCGGAAACUAGUAAAGAGCGAGAAAGCAAUCUUCAAACGAUUGGCCAUUCAUGCAGUAGAAGCCUUAGAUGACCCAGCAGGGACCGAUAUACCAGACAUUGGACUGAGAAGGACAAGCAAGAAAGAGAGUGGAUGGCUACAAGCCAAGCCCACCCCUAGUAUACCAAAUGUUGGACCAUGCAGUAAGGAUGCCAGCUCGCUAAAUAACAGAUGGUCACAAGCUAAUACCUCAUGGCCAAAUAUACCAAUCUCUGGACCAACUAGGAAUAGCAAGAACAAUGGAUGUUUACAGUCAUCACCGCCUUCUGCUUCCUCAAGCCCUCCUGUUAGGGACGAUAUCAGGAUCCCCUAUUCUGGCAUCAAUCCUAAAGACCCUGGGGACAAAGGUCGUGACCUUCCAUCUUGGAUGAACUCCCCUGCUCAAAGUGGUGAGGGCAAACCCUGCCCCAAAUGUGGAGGGUCGUUUCCUGCAUCUCGUAUGAACGUGCACAUCUGGGAUUGCCGAGGGGAACGAGAAUCAACGCCAGUUAGAUCAUCACAAAGUCCUGCAACCCACCUGAAACGUAGAGCCAACAGUCUGAUCCAUGAACAUCUCAAUGAAUCAUCAUCAAAAAGGCAAAUAGGUGGUGGGAUAGUUGGUGGAGGAGUUCCCAUGGCAACUGAUAAUGCAGCAACAUCAUGGAUAAACAAUGGGGAGGAAGAUAUGUGGACCCCAAGGAGAGGUGGGCGAGGAAGUAAGCGUGGUUCCAAUGGUAGAACAGGAAGAGGGCGUGGUGGGAAGAACAAUGGUCAAACAAAUGCCGCCUCCACCCCUGGACGAGGGCGUGGUAGGGGUAUAGGGAGGGGGAGAGGUAGAGGUGGUACAAAAUCAUCGACCAAGAAAGGAAAGAAGGCUACCUCAGUAGAAUACGUUGAUCCACUCUCAAGCUCCGACGAUGAAGUUGAUCAUAUGACACCCUCAACUUCCGUUCGAGGGAGGGGGCAGAGAAGAGGGCGUGGUCAGCCCAGGGGUAGGGGACGAGGUCGAGGACAGGCUAGGUCACCUGCAAAUGGCUUACCGAAUCCAUGGACCAACUCACCUGGAAGCUCUGAUGUCUCUGACGACAUGGACACCUCGUAUCAUGAUCCUCAGCCAGGAAUGCUCUUGGACAUGGUCUCCUGUCCCAUCUGCAACCAGGAGUUCCCUCAGUGCAGCAUAGAAACCCAUGCAGCAUUCUGUGGGGAGUCCGGAGGAGGGAUGCAUGGUGGUGGGCUGGGAUUGGGAGGCUUCGGUGCACUAAGUGGGGGUUUUCUCAGGGAUGUUGAAGCUGCUAUAUGGGUCGACUGAUCAUGAAAAUAUGGAAAGGGACAAGUUUUAUCUCCUUGACUGAUGUCAUUUGAUCAUGUCUUCAGGUGGGUGGUUUAUAAAGCUGUUCGUAAGAUACGAAUGACUUUACGCACGACUGGUGAUCCUUUUUUUGUGCCAUGUGAUAUCCCUAUGUAAUUGAAUAUGUCCUAAGAACUUGUUCCAGUCGUGCGUAAAGUUGUGCGUAACUUUACGAACAGCUUUAUGAAACACUGCCCAGGUAUUAAGUAUUUUGUAUUCUAUUUGUAAAUAGAACAUUUGUCAGUAUUAAAGUUUUUAGCUUUGAGUAUGGAAAGAUGGCAUUGUCUGGAGGACAAUUUGCUGAUACUAUUUUUAAACUCAAAACUUGCCAGUUAUUUUGUCUUAUACCGUAUUGAUGAACCAGACAUCUGACUGCCGUGCCAUAAAUGAAAUUGUAAAACAUAAAGACUGUAACCUGGGGCCCGUAACACAAAACUCAGCAAUGAUCGUAGAACAUUUUUUACAAUUGAUUCCAUUGACUACAAUGUACAAUCAAUGGUAUAAAUCAUGCGUAAAUCAAUUGCUUGCCUUUUCCCGUAACACAAAGGUUAGCCAUUGAUCGUAUGCUAGAUUUUUACGAUUGAUUGUACAUAGUAGUCAAUGCAAUCAAUCAUAAAAAUUUGUUCUACGAUCAUUGCUAAGCUUUGUGUUACGGGCUCCUGUGAUUGUAUACAGUACGACGAAGCUCAGCAAUAUUUAUGUGUUCAAAGUCAGUGGGGUAUAUGGGUAUUAAUAAUGUUGCAAGAUAAGAGACAAGGUGACAAGAAAUUAGUGAACCAAUCAAACUCAAUGCAAAUUAGCUUGUCCACAAUUGCAUGGUCAAUCAUGUGGGAGAUUUCGUCCCACCGUGUUUAAACAUUCUGGAAAAUGUUGCUGAGCUAAAGUUGUCACACUGUAUUUGAACAAAAACUUAUUUUGGGGGUACAUUUACGCAGUUUAUAUUUACUAUAACUACAAGCAGAAGGUCUAAUUCCCACAUAUGGACUAAGACCAUUUGGUAUCUUAUUAAUUUGGUCUAAUUGUUGUUUGGUCUACACUACACUUGGUCUAAUGCCCACCUAGUCUAUGCUAAGUUGGUCUAACUUCCAAAUCUUUUUUUUUUUACUUUUGAAAAUGAAUAUUUGGUUCAUAGAGAGUUCAUCUAACCAUAAAUACUAAAAAGUGGAUAUUGGACAAAAUGGUAUACAGUAUAGCUUAAUUGGAAAUUAGACAGAAAUUGUAUUAGAUCAAUUGGUUAGUAGGUAAAUGGUUUUAGAUGAACCAGGAUUAAACCAUGUGGGAUGAGACAAAAUGGAAAGUAGAUGAAGCAGGCGUAAACUAAUCAGCCAUUUACUCAUUGCUAGUUGUUAACUUCUUCUAUUUUGUUUAUUUAUAUUCAUGUAAAUGAAUAUGUAGUGUGAAAUCAACAUUCAAUUCUGGAAACGCUUCCAUUAUUCAAUUUGCACCAAACAUUUAAGUGUUCAAAUUCUGCCAUCUUUUAGGUAUGUAAUUGUGAAGUCAGGUGAUGAAAUAUUACAUUCAAUAUAGUUUGUUUCUCUGGGCUUGCCUUGCUGGACAUUCUAGUGUUGUUGUCUAUGUUCGACACUUGGCAUGAAGGAGUGCAUUUUCUGGUGGGGUUCACUAAAUUUUCAGCACCACUGCAUUCUAGCAAAUGAUCAAACAAGACCCGGGACCCAUUUGGCGGCUAAAUGAGAUACCCCAAAUGUUUCCUUUUUUUGGAGUAGAUUUCCUACUCAACUCUAAUAAUGAACUUUCCAUUCAGGUUUUCAAAGGUUUUGAUAUGAAAAGAUUGGAUAUCAACCUAUGAGAAAUGAAAUGAUUUAGAAUAUGAUUUGGCACCAUCUGUGAGUUUAGUCCUAUGACAAUUUGCAUAUAAAGACUCGCCUCAAACCCAACCCAUUCCCAAAUCAUAUGACUAAGAACCCGGUCUCAAUCAUAAGACUAAGCCAAAUGAUAACAACUUGCCUGUGGUAUCAACAUUUGUUGCUUGCAUUUUUCUCUGCUUAAUAUCUUUAUACGCCAACCUCGUAGACUUAAGACAAUAUGGUAGUCUAGAAAACUCUAAGUACCUAUGCAGAGUCUUUGUAGACCCUAUGUGAUGGCAAUAUUGCCCUGUAUCAGAGGGAGCGGAACAUCAGGCUCGGACAAAGAAAGGGGAGGGGAACCUUUUGUCUGCCAAACAAUAGGUGCCCUUCCACUUUCAUUGUUUGAGCCUGAUGUUCCACCGCCUCUGCCCUGUAUUGAUGAACAUAAUUCUUUGUAUUAAGAAAAUACAUACAUAUAUAUGUAUAAAAAAGUGUUCUACAAAAUACACAAGGAAUCUAUCAUUUCAGGCUUUCAGCAAAUGAUAUUUAUUCCAAUAACUCUAUCAUAGUUCCAUGUAUAUUAAAAUAGUUUUCUUCAGAUAAACAUGUUUACCUUUCUACCAAUUGUAAAUACAUGUAAUAUUAAUAUCUUACAUUUGUACUCUUAUACUUAUUUAAUGUACAAUAAAAUGACUUUGUUAAACAAAAUUUCUAAGACAAAUUUAAGUGGUUAUUUUGUGCUCACUGAUAUUUGAUUGGUUAACAGGACAUUUUUAAAUGAUAUGAAUUAUACAUGCUUUAUAAAACUUUUGAACAACAAAGAUAAUCUAUAUAUAUGAUGAAUUUUGUAUUGGCCAAUUUCUUUUUUUGGUAACACCCUAUCAGUGUCGCUUCACCCCCCCCCCCGCACCUGAAUGACAAGAAAUCACAUAAACUUCCAGCAUAAGGUUGUGCAACAAUGCCGAGAUGUAGCAAACAAAUAGCAAUAAUGAGAACUUGUGAAGUAUUAUGUAAACAUAUUUUCUUUGACAUGAAAUAUUCAAAAAGUAUUUAUUUGCCUUCUCAUCAAAAUCAUAAUUAUCAAGAUUUUCAAUUGUAAAGCUGAAAUUUACACUAUCAAAUUUUGCAGAGUAAUUAUUUAUAUUAAUCCAUGAGAUCAAUCAAAACCCAAUGAAGUUGAUCUUAAAAUCAGACUCUUUAUCAAUUCUAAAGUGCUGCUGAGAAAAAUAUAUAUUAAGUUGGACUUAAUGAUGAUCCCUAUUCAAAAACGGGAAAUUGGCCUCAAUGAGCAUAACAUGAAAAAAAAAAUUGAUACUUCUCACAGAUAUCAAACAUGCCAGGUAUAUACAUCAAAUAAAUAAAAGAAAAAUACAUAUAAAAGACUACCUUACACUGGAUAAAAGAUUGGGAUUUCUUACAUGUAUACUUUAAAGUCAUGAUUAUCUCCAACCCUCAUUCCAGUUAGGAAGAAAAUGUCUACAGCCCAAAGUUGUAAAGGAGGUUUAAACUUUUCUGGUUUAAACCCCAACCAAAUUCUUUCUUUUUUUCAGUGCGCACACAUACAGAAUAUGAUCCAAAUAUAUUUUGGAUCAUAUAAUAUGUAUUUACCUGAAUUUUAGAGCACUUUGUGGUUUUGUGCCCUAUUCUGGUUUAAAUCCCAUUUGUUAAGUUAGGCUUGAGUUAAUAUUCCGUUGUUAGACAGAAACCUGUGUUAAUAGUAAAUGGCACAACAGCAUUUUUUCUAAAUACAUGUACAAAAAUAAAAGCUAAUACAAGAUGAUCAUGGAAUGUCAUUUGUGCUAACAAAUAGUGCCAUAUCAGCAAAUAACACAAGAUUGCACAAUAUAUGUUCCUAUUCACAUACCGCUACGAAACUUUAUUCUCAAUAUAUUUUAUAUACGAUUAAAUGAGCGUAGAUUUUUUUAACCCAGACUUAUCAACCAUUCUGAAUUUGGAGGAAAGAAUCUAAAUCUUUUCCAUUCAGAGGUACAUAUGGUUUAUAUGAGAUUUUCCUAUGGGGGGGGGGGGACAUUUUUCCUGUGCACUGCUAUGGGAAAUGCAAUUUCUUUCCUCUUAUAAAAAAACGACAAGUGGAGCACCUCUGGCAGUCUUGUCUGCAUUACUCGAUUCAAUAUAGCAGCAGUGCUGACUUUGAAAAUGACUAUAUAAUUGUUUUUU